AGUGGACCCGACCCGGACGGCACGGAGACACUUUCAGUUUCUUCUUCUUCUCUUCUGUCUUUGUGAUAUUUCUCUCAAAAUCAAUAUUUUUUCAUCUGUGAAACGACUUCGUCUCCUCCCACUCCAUUGUCACUUUCUUCUUCACCCUUCUCUCGUCUCCGUCUGAUUUGGCGUGUAACUUCUUUCUACCGUAAUUCUCCUUCGUCUUCUUCUCUGGUUUGGGAUUCAUGAGUUGAGUCACAAGGAAAAAGCAUGUUAGACUGUGGCAAAAAAGCAGUCAAAUCACAAGUAAUCAGUGGCCGUCUCGAGAAGUUUGUAAGUUUAUUUUGUUCUUCACAGGUUGGAUAGUAUGGAUUCUAGGUACUCGCAGACUUCUGAUACUGGUCUAAACAGAUGCACUCUCAAUUUACAAGGACCAACACGUGGUGGUGGUGCUCAGGGAAACAAUGUAUCUUCUGGUUCCUUUAAGAAAGGGUUUAGAAAAGGUUCUAAAGGUCUUUGGUCUAUAGGAAGAUCAAUUGGUUUAGGGGUUUCACGAGCAGUUUUUCCUGAAGAUCUUAAAGUAUCAGAGAAGAAGAUUUUUGAUCCACAGGACAAGUUUCUUUUGCUCUGUAACAAACUGUUUGUUACUUCUUGCAUUCUCGCUGUGUCUGUGGAUCCGCUCUUCUUGUAUCUUCCGUUUGUUAAGGAUAAUGAGAAAUGUAUCGGUAUAGACCGGAAGUUGGCUAUUAUAGCAACAACGCUGCGGACAGUAAUUGAUGCGUUUUAUCUUUUUCACAUGGCUCUUCGGUUUAGAACAGCUUUUGUCGCCCCUUCUUCUCGGGUUUUUGGUCGAGGCGAACUUGUGAUUGACCCUGCACAGAUAGCAAAACGUUAUUUGCAGCAGUAUUUCAUCAUUGACUUUCUCUCUGUGCUUCCACUUCCACAGAUUGUAGUUUGGAGAUUUCUUUACAUCUCUAAAGGUGCAAGUGUGCUAGCAACAAAGCGGGCAUUGCGAUCUAUCAUUUUAGUUCAAUAUAUUCCAAGAUUCAUUCGGUUGUAUCCUUUGAGCUCAGAGUUAAAGAGAACAGCUGGUGUUUUUGCUGAAACUGCUUGGGCUGGUGCAGCUUAUUACUUGCUACUCUACAUGCUCGCAAGCCAUAUUGUUGGGGCUAUAUGGUACUUAUUGGCCUUGGAACGUUAUAAUGGAUGCUGGACCAAGGUUUGCAGUAAUAGCAGCUUGGACUGUCACAGAAACUUCCUGUUUUGUGGUAAUGAAAAAAUGGAUGGUUAUGCAGCUUGGACUACCAUCAAAGAUUCUGUUCUGCAAUUAAAUUGCCCAGUUAAUACAACCGAUAAUCCUCCUUUUGAUUUUGGGAUCUACUUAAGAGCCUUGUCCUCUGGCAUUGUCUCAUCUAAGAGCUUUGUCUCUAAGUACUUCUUCUGUUUAUGGUGGGGACUUCAGAAUCUCAGCACUCUUGGUCAAGGGCUUGAAACCAGCACAUACCCUGGAGAAGUUAUAUUCUCCAUAGCACUUGCCAUUGCUGGACUUCUUCUCUUUGCUCUUCUUAUUGGAAACAUGCAGACUUAUCUUCAAUCCCUUACAAUCCGGCUUGAAGAAAUGAGAGUGAAAAGACGUGAUUCAGAACAGUGGAUGCAUCAUCGAAUGCUUCCACCGGAACUGCGAGAACGAGUCAGACGAUAUGACCAGUACAAAUGGUUGGAGACACGCGGAGUUGAUGAAGAGAAUUUGGUUCAGAACCUCCCAAAGGAUCUGAGAAGAGAUAUCAAACGCCAUCUCUGUCUGGCUUUGGUUCGGAGGGUUCCAUUGUUUGAGAAUAUGGAUGAGAGGCUGCUCGAUGCAAUCUGUGAGCGGUUGAAGCCGUGUCUGUACACAGAGAGCUCUUAUUUGGUUCGGGAAGGCGACCCGGUUAACGAGAUGCUCUUCAUUAUCCGUGGUCGGCUUGAGAGUGUGACCACCGAUGGCGGAAGAAGCGGUUUCUUCAACCGCAGUUUGCUUAAAGAAGGAGAUUUCUGUGGGGAAGAGCUUUUGACAUGGGCACUUGAUCCCAAAUCUGGUUCCAACCUACCAUCCUCUACCAGAACCGCAAAGGCUCUAACUGAAGUAGAGGCUUUUGCUUUGAUAGCAGAUGAGCUCAAAUUUGUGGCUAGCCAGUUCAGAAGACUACACAGCAGGCAAGUUCAACACACAUUCAGAUUCUACUCGCAACAAUGGAGAACUUGGGCUGCUAUCUUCAUACAAGCCGCGUGGCGACGAUACGUGAAGAAGAAGAAACUUGAGCAACUCAGGAAAGAAGAAGAAGAAGGAGAAGGAUCAGUUACUAGCAUCAGAGCGACGUUCCUGGCUUCAAAGUUUGCUGCAAAUGCACUUCGUAAAGUUCACAAGAACCGUAUUGAAGCAAAGUCUACUAUAGAACUUGUGAAAUAUCAGAAGCCUUCAGAACCUGAUUUCUCUGCUGAUGAUACUAGUUGACCAAAUUUUACCAGAAAAGUGCUAAUGUCUAUGAACGCUUAUAACUUGUAUAACUCGGAUUGAAUUUUAUUGUUUGAUUUGUGUUGCUACAUUAAGAUAAAGAAAAAGGUGGUAACAUAAAAGAUUAUUUGUGAUUGUGA
Messenger RNA from Arabidopsis thaliana (thale cress), 2613 nucleotides. RefSeq names its product cyclic nucleotide gated channel 9 (gene CNGC9). Gene Ontology annotation, biological process: transmembrane transport; potassium ion transmembrane transport; potassium ion transport. The record is from RefSeq and is marked reviewed. NCBI's taxonomy places the organism in Eukaryota, Viridiplantae, Streptophyta, Magnoliopsida, Brassicales, Brassicaceae. Gene Ontology annotation, cellular component: membrane; plasma membrane. Gene Ontology annotation, molecular function: voltage-gated potassium channel activity; monoatomic ion channel activity. The coding region runs from base 350 to 2473 and encodes 707 amino acids. The transcript is spliced from 7 exons.